This is a messenger RNA of Hemibagrus wyckioides, 4995 nucleotides long. Its product is annotated as intraflagellar transport protein 57 homolog. The transcript is spliced from 11 exons. Gene Ontology annotation, cellular component: Golgi apparatus; intraciliary transport particle B; cilium. The record is from RefSeq and is a predicted model, not a curated record. NCBI's taxonomy places the organism in Eukaryota, Metazoa, Chordata, Actinopteri, Siluriformes, Bagridae. Gene Ontology annotation, biological process: non-motile cilium assembly; intraciliary transport. The coding region runs from base 98 to 1465 and encodes 455 amino acids.
GAACGAUCCGAACGAAUCGCUCGUGAACGUCACGUCACGUCACUACAAGCCAUUUGUGUUCAGCAUUUCCACAGGAGCUAGCUAGCAGAUUUGGAUUAUGAAGCGCUCUCUAGAUAAUUCACGUUCGCGUCCCCAGUCUCAGCUGGACGUCGGUAUACUAAACUGCAAAACCCGGCUCACAACAUUGACGGUCAGCAGCAGUAACCGCCUGGGUGGCAAGAAGAACAUGGCAGAUGAUCGUCGAAGGGAAGACGAAGAUGACCGGAGUCCUGGAUUACAGCACCAGAUGUUUCUGAUUAUGGAGGACUUCUUAGAUAGAUUAAAACUGUUGGAUUAUGAAGAACAAGUCCUUGUGAAGCACAACAUGAAACCUCUAUCCAGGCAUUAUUUUGUAGCAAGUUCAUACACGCAAAGUAACCCUGGAGAACAGUUCUACAUGUUCAGCGUCAUCGCAGCUUGGCUCAUAACACUGUGUGGCCGGUCAUUCGAAACCCCACAAGAAUAUGAUGACCCCAAUGCGAUUGUCUCAAACAUCCUUACGCACCUCAGGGCACUGGGUGGGCUGGUUGAAUUUCCUCCUUCAAAGCUGAAGUCUGGUUCAGGGGAACAUGUGUGCUACGUCUUGGACCGCCUGGCAGAGGAAGCCCUGAAUUGUAGACAGUUUGUCUGGAAGAGGCCUCUCUACCCCUCAGAGCAGUUGGAGGAGGAGUCUGUGCUGGAGGAUGAUGCCGAGCUCACGCUCAGCAAAGUGGAGGACUUGACUGAGGAGGCUGCCGAGUUUGAAGACGUUAUUGAUCUGGAGGAACUGAAGUCCAGAACUAGUCAGAGUGAGGAGAGAGGGCAGGGACCAGAGAUGAUCCUGGAGUCAGUGACCGAUUCUGCAGAAUGGAAUUUGGAGAUAGAGAGGGUUCUGCCCCAACUCAAAGUCUCUGUCCGCACAGAUAUUAAGGAUUGGCGGUGCCAUGUGAGCCAAAUGCGUCAACACCAAGAUGGCAUCAAAAGCUCUUUGAAAGAGGCCAAGGCAUAUCUAGAUAAACUGCUGGAAGAGAUCAGUAAGACUCAAGAGAAAGUGAGCAGCAGAGAGAAGUACAUCAACACACAGCUAGAACACCUAAUCACAGACUACAGGAAUGCACAAUCAAAAUUCUGUGAGGUCAAGGAGCUGCAUCAGCAGGCCAGUAGAGGAGUGACUGAGAGAACUAGAACUAUAGCAGAGAUCAAUGAGGAGCUUGAGAAAGUGAAGCAGGAGAUGGAUGAGAAGGGCAGCAGCAUGUCAGACGGAGUUCCAGUAGUAAAGAUCCGGCAGAGUCUGACUAAGUUAAAGCAGGAGAUCCAGGAGAUGGAUGUGCGCAUGGGGGUUGUGGAACAAACACUGUUGCAGGCCAAACUCAAGGAAAAGAGCAACAUGACCAGAGACAUGCAUGCCACACACAUCACAGAGAUUACUACACACACCUACUCAUAACCACACACAGAAUACACACAAUACAGUGAAGGGAAAAAUUAUUUGAUCCCCUGUUGAUUUUGUACGUUUGCCCACUGACAAAGAAAUGAUCAGUCUGUAAUUUUAAUGGUAGGUUUAUCUGAACAGUGAGAGACAGAAUAACAACAAAAAAAUCCAGAAAAACACAUUUCAAAAAAAUUAUACAUUGAUUUGCAUUUUAUUGAGUGAAAUAAGUAUUUGACCCCUUUGCAAAACAUGACUUAGUACUUGGUGGCAAACCCUUUUUGGCAAUCACCGACGUCAGACAUUUCUUGUAGUUGGCCACCAGGUUUGCAGACAUCUCACAUCUCAAGGAAUUUGGGCCCACUCCUCUUUGCAGAUCCUCUCCAAGUCAUUAAGGUUUUGUGGCUGACCCUUCAGCUCCCUCCACAGAUUUUCUAUGGGUUAGGGUUAGGGUUAGGGUUAGUGAUUAAGGUCUGGAGACCGGCUAGGCCACUACAGGACCUUAAUGUGCUUCUUUUUGAACCACUCCUUUGUUGCCUUGGCCAUGUGUUUUGGGUCAUUGUCAGGAGUUUCUCAUCCAAGAUUUAGGGGUAUAUGGCCCCGUCCAUCGUCCCUUUGAGGCGGUGCAGUUGUCCUGUCACCUGGGGAUGGUGUACUUGGGGUCAUAGGCAGCAUUACUCCUCCUCCAAACACGGCGAGUUGAGUUGAUGCCAAAGAGCUGGAUUUUGGUCUCAUUUGACCACAACACUUUCACCCAGUUCUCCUCUGAAUCAUUCAGAUGUUCACUGGCAAACUUCAGAUGAGCCUGUACAUGUGCUUUCUUUAGCAGGGGGACCUUGCGGGUGCUACUGGAUUUCAGUCUUUCACGGCGUAGUGUGUUACCAGUUGUUUUCUUGGUGACUAUGGUCCCAGCUGCCUUGAGAUCAUUGACAAAAUCCUCCAGUGUAAUUCUGGGCUGAUUCCUUGCCGUUCUCAUGAUCAUUGAAACUCCAUGAAGUGAGAUCUUGCAUGGAGCCCCAGACCGAGGAAGAUUGACAGUCCUUUUGUGGAAGUUUGGAAUCUGAUUGGUUGCUUCCUUCUGUGGACAGGUGUCUUUCAUACAGUUAAGGAGCUGAGAUUAAGAGCACUCCCAGAGAGUGCUCCUACUGUAAUCUCAGCUCCUUACCUGUAUAAAAGACACCUGGGAGCCAGAAAUCUUUCUGAUUGAUAGGGGAUCAAAUACUUAUUUCACUCAUUAAAAUGCAAAUCAAUGUAGAACUUUUCUGAAAUGCUCUUUUCUGGAUUUUUUUAUUGUUAUUCUGUCUCUCACUGUAAUUUUAAUGGUAGGUGUAUUUGAACAGACUGAUCAUUUCUUUGUCAGUGGGCAAACGUACAAAAUCAGCAGGGGAUCAAAUCAUUUUUUCCCUCACUGUACAUGGUAACAUAUAGUAAUAUUACAAAAGGACCCCUACCAACUGUAAAAUAUAUUGAAUUUUUGUUGUUUUGGUGAUUCUGAAGUGUUUUGCAGGGAAAACAAUUAUUACUUUUAUGCUUUCGACAAGUCCAGUAUCAGUUGGCUUCUGGAGAACCUUCAGAAUGUUAUCCUGACCAUAAUUCACUUAAUGUAAACAAAUAAUGACAUAAUAAAAUAUGGUAUCAGAAAAAAAUGAUUGAUAUUUCUGUAUGAUCGAAACAAUGAUUCACAUGCUCACUAGCUGUUAUCAUCUAUAUCACAAACAGACAAUUUUGCAAAAACAGACAUUUGUAACAAUCUGGGGUUAACUGUAACAUUAUGAACAUUAUUAUCACUUCUCAAAACACUUUCAAAAAUGUGUGUGAUACAUUUGAACAUCAUAAGCCUGAGCAAAAUAUGCAAAUAUGCACCAAUCCAAACAUUUAUGUGUAUUUGUUAAAGUUUGCUGAAUUAAUCAAUGUGAAAGUUUGGGGCGAAAAAAGGUCAGAGGGGAGGCGCAAAUUGUUUCCAAGAGAAAACCACAAAGUCAGGUAUUAAUUUUGGUACUCAGUUUAUUUUAUUGUGUCGGAACUCAGAGCCCCCUCCGAGUGGACAUAUCACAGGGUGGAAUUUUGUUUGUAUCUAUUACUCUUAGCUUUCCCAAUAACCUCCACAAUCUAUAAAACUUAGCCGAAAUAAAAGAGAUCUCGGUCAACAGAUGAGAAGAAGCAGGUUUUCUUUAUUCAGUCAUGCAGUCAACAACAUGCAUAUCUGAAGAGAGCAGCUGGUCUCCCAAACCCCGAAAAAGUCCCCUCUACUUAUACCCCAGGCGCCCCGGGGCGCCUCCUUUUCUCUAAUUUAAAUAUUUUCAGCAAUUUCCCAUUAUAUUCAGUGUAUGGCUACUUUAGUCCCUCCUUCCUUAGUUUACAUACGUUUUCCCAGUUCCCAUUAUUUUCGCAUUUGUCCCGAGACCGCCCCUAAAUUGAUACCAUCCUCCCCUCGAUGACGUCAAUUUUCCUCCUCACCAGUUUCCCCUUAUUUUUAGGCUAAGUCAACCAUUUUUAUAAAAAUUGGCGCUUACUUAUAGGCGCCACUUCCUUAUUGACUUCAUUUGACCAUCACCUCUUAAAGGUGCUUCCUCGGCUCAUCCUGACCUCGCGCGUUGCCCCCCACAACAAUGUGUAAGUACCUUGCUCUCUUCCUCUAUGUCAUGAUGACUUUUCUCUCUACCUACUUGAUCUAAGUUUUGUUUUACUAAUUUUAAACUAAGCUGUGCCAUUAAGCUGCCUCAUAUCCUUUUCCUCUUUUCAUCACUGUUGGUUGCUAGUAUUCCAAUGCUAUUGUCUCCUCUACCUGCCUAUCACUGUCAUGUCACAGUGACCUGGCCUACUUCCCACACUGUGUUCCCCCUGCCUUAGUACCCGCUCUCUUUUGCUGACUACAUAGUCACGCAAUAUGCACUUCACUCAUCUUCACUCAUUUCCCAUUAUUUUUUCUAGCUCAGUCAGCCCGCCGCGCUAUCUUCCGGAGAAGUCCCAGGGGUGCUCUGCGACGCUAUCGCCAGUAUCAGCUAUCCUGUUUGGCCAUUGAACUUACUGGUUUCCUGGAGCACCUAUCUGAAUCCUCUAUUCCUGAGUCUCCUUACCUCGCUCACCAUAUCGUGAGAGAUACCGUCUGUCUUGAUCAGAGCACCCAAUUUCACCCCACAACCUGUGAUCAGUCUACUCAGACCUUCUACUGGCAUUGGACACGCACCACCUCUCAAGGCGUCCAGACUGAGGAUUUCCCUGUUGAGAUUUCCUCUAAUGAUUCUUCCUCUGACUCCUCUUCAUUUCCUAAUUCCCCUGACAUUCCCCAACUUUCUCCUGAAUUUGUGCCCAUGCCUUACAGUAUUCAUGAUAUUCCUCAGUCUUCUCCUGACUAUUCGCCCUCAACUUCUCCCACUGAUUAUUCUCCAACUUCUCCUCAGGAUCCCGAGAUUCCGUCUUCUACAACUGACCCUCCGGUCCCACUGAUCCCAUUGGAUAGGCUGGCUGACUGAGUUGUAACUCCUAAUGUUUCAAUAAAUCUCUCCUCUUUUCUGUUCCUUCAGUCCCAGUGUGGUUAUUACGCUAGC